This is a messenger RNA of Talaromyces rugulosus, 1290 nucleotides long. RefSeq lists its product as uncharacterized. The transcript is spliced from 5 exons. Gene Ontology annotation, cellular component: mitochondrion. Gene Ontology annotation, molecular function: pyridoxal phosphate binding; L-aspartate:2-oxoglutarate transaminase activity. The record is from RefSeq and is a predicted model, not a curated record. Gene Ontology annotation, biological process: L-aspartate catabolic process; biosynthetic process. NCBI's taxonomy places the organism in Eukaryota, Fungi, Ascomycota, Eurotiomycetes, Eurotiales, Trichocomaceae. The coding region runs from base 1 to 1290 and encodes 429 amino acids.
AUGCUUUCCACCCUCAGAGUCACCAGCCGCCAGGCUGUCGCCCGUGAGUCAGGGAUGCGCGCUUUGUUGACCGGAGUGCGCGCCGGCUCGACCUGGGCCAAUGUUCCCCAGGGACCUCCGGAUGCCAUCCUGGGUAUCACCGAAGCCUUCAAGGCUGACUCUUUUGGCGAGAAGAUCAACCUGGGUGUUGGUGCUUACCGUGAUGACAAGGGCAAGCCAUACGUCCUCCCCUCCGUCCGCACCGCCGAAGACAAGGUCGUUGCUUCCCGUCUCGACAAGGAAUACGCCGGCAUCACUGGUAUCCCGUCGUUCACCAAGAAGGCUGCCGAGCUCGCCUACGGUGCCAACUCGCCUGCCCUGAAGGAGGACCGUCUUGCGAUCACACAGUCCGUCUCCGGAACUGGCGCCCUCCGAAUUGGCGGUGCUUUCCUCCAGCGCUUCUACCCUCACGCAAAGAAGCUCUACCUGCCCACUCCCAGCUGGGCUAACCACAAUUCUGUCUUCAAGGACUCUGGCCUGGAGAUUGGCACAUACCGUUACUACAACAAGGACACCAUCGGCCUCGAUUUUGACGGUCUCGUUGCUGACCUGAAGGCUGCCCCCGAGAACAGCGUUAUCUUGCUGCACGCUUGCGCUCACAACCCGACGGGUGUUGACCCCAGCCAGGAGCAAUGGCGCAAGGUCAGCGACGUUGUCAAGGAGAAGGGUCACUUUGCUUUCUUCGACAUGGCUUACCAGGGUUUCGCCUCUGGUGACGCCGACAAGGAUGCUUUCGCUCCUCGCUACUUUGUUGAGCAGGGCCACAACAUUGCUCUGUGCCAGAGCUUUGCUAAGAACAUGGGUCUCUACGGUGAGCGUGUGGGCGCAUUCUCUCUUGUCUGUGCUUCGGCCGAGGAGAAGAAGCGUGUCGAUUCGCAGCUGAAGAUCCUCAUCCGCGCUCUGUACUCGAACCCGCCCAUCCACGGUGCUCGUGUUGCCUCGACUAUCCUGAACGACGCCGAGCUUAACAAGCAAUGGUUGGGUGAGGUCAAGGGCAUGGCCGACCGCAUCAUUGAGAUGCGUGCUCUCCUGAAGAAGAACCUUGAGGAUUUGGGCAGCAAGCAUGACUGGUCGCACAUUACCAACCAGAUUGGCAUGUUCGCCUACACUGGCUUGAAGCCAGAGCAGAUGGACGUUCUGGCCAAGGAACACUCUGUCUAUGCCACCAAGGACGGACGUAUUUCUGUCGCUGGUAUCACCACUGCUAACGUCAAGAGACUGGCCGAGUCUAUCUUCAAGGUGACUGGUUAG